Messenger RNA from Castor canadensis (American beaver), 969 nucleotides. RefSeq names its product cell division cycle associated 8 (gene Cdca8). Gene Ontology annotation, biological process: mitotic sister chromatid segregation. NCBI's taxonomy places the organism in Eukaryota, Metazoa, Chordata, Mammalia, Rodentia, Castoridae. Gene Ontology annotation, cellular component: chromosome passenger complex; chromosome, centromeric region; spindle midzone. The record is from RefSeq and is a predicted model, not a curated record.
UUGGGUGGCGGUUACCUGCAGAGCCGCUGUUUCUCGGCUGGACCUGCGAGGCUUUUCUUCGUCCUUACUUUGGCUCCGCAGCUCCACCCAAAGCGCCAUGGCUCCUAGGAAGCGUACCAGUCGGGUGGCCAAGACCAACUCGUUACGGAGCCGGAAGCUCGCCUCCUUUCUUAAGGACUUCGACCGUGAAGUGCAAGUACGAAUCAAGCAAAUUGAGUCUGACAGGCAGAACCUCCUCAAGGAGGUGGAAAACCUGUACAACAUCGAGAUCCUGCGGCUUCCCAAGGCGCUGCGCGAGAUGAACUGGCUCGACUACUUCGCCCUUGGAGGAAACAAACAAGCUCUGGAAGAGGCAGCAACAGCUGACGUGGAUAUCACAGAAAUAAACAAAUUAACAGCAGAAGCUAUUCAGACGCCUCUGAAAUCUUCCAAAAGACGAAAAGUAAUACAAGUGGAUGAAAUGAUAGAGGAAGAAGAAGAAGAAAAUAGACAUAAGAACCCUCAAACUGCAAGAGUCAAGAGGUGUCCUCCAUCCAGGAAGAGAACUCAGUCCAUACAAGCAAAACGCAAAAGCAAAAGGUCAAGCCAUGACAACACUGUGACCCCAGCUGUAGGUAGACUUCAGUUGUCUAUGGUGAAACCAACCCCAGGCCUGACACCACGGUUUGACUCCAGGGUCUUCAAGACCCCAGGCCUGCGUACUCCAGCAGCCAGAGAGCAAAUUUAUAACAUCUCCGUCAAUGGCAGCCCUCUUGCUGACAGCAAAGAGAUCUCCCUCACCGUGCCAGUGGGCGGCGGAGCGAGCAUGCAGUUCUUGGCCAGUGAUUUGCAGAGGAUGGAUAUUGCACAGCUGGAUCCAGAGACCUUAGGAAAUAUUAAGAAGCUCUCGAGCCGUCUUGCCCAAAUCUGCAGCAGCAUACGGACCCACAAGUGAGAAGACAGCAGAGCAGGACAGGGGCAGCAGGGACC